This is a messenger RNA of Formica exsecta, 2576 nucleotides long. It is a transcript of the gene mah, whose product is annotated as amino acid transporter AVT1C. The coding region runs from base 844 to 2538 and encodes 564 amino acids. Lineage: Eukaryota; Metazoa; Arthropoda; Insecta; Hymenoptera; Formicidae. The transcript has 9 exons. The record is from RefSeq and is a predicted model, not a curated record.
AUUACAUUAUUGUAUUAUGCACAUUAAUGCUUUUACUUCAUCAUGUAAUAAAACUGGUAAAACUGGAAGAUGAUUGAUUGCAAAAUAUCAGUUUAAUAUUUUUUUAAUUUCAAUACGUUUCUAGUAAAUAAAUCCAAAAAUAUUUAAAACACAAAAAAUUAAUAUAAUCAUCGUGACUUGAUAAUAUCCUGGCGCCUUUGUUAUAGAUUAUAUUGCCAGAUUAUAAUUUAAAAAAUUAAUAAUAAUAAUUAAAUAAUUUGAUUUAAUUAACUUGUCGCGUAUAAAUAAUAACAUCACAAAUGUAUACAAUCCGUAUAAAUAUUUACCACGAUCAAUUCUCUUCGCAAAUGUAUAUGGAAGAUAUUUUUUUUUAUAUUCUCAACUUUGCGACAAAAAUAUUUUUAAUUUAUAUUUAAAAAUAUCACUCGGUUUUUUCAGAUAUUUUCUUUUUUCUCGCAAAAUAUUCUAUAGUAAUAUUAUUUUAUAUUAUAUAUUUUUAAUGUAAGUUUUACAAGAUUUUACGUUGACGACUCGUUUUUAAAAUAAAAACUUGUACCAUCAACAUACAUGAUAUAUUGACCGAUAUUGGCAGAUGUUAAUUAAGACGCUCGCGAUACUUUUGGUAUUUUGAGUGAACAUGCUAUCAUUUACUUUGCGGCAGCUUGCUCAACGCGAAAGUUACAUACAUAUGUUGUAGGUCUUCCUUGCAGCCCUCACACCCGGUAGUAAACCGAUCCGUACUCUAUUCGGUAUAUCGAGUUACCACGUUGUUACGCGCUGCGACCGGAGAACCGGUCCGGACUCUCUCUAUGAUGGACUUAUCGCAGUGAGCGGCUCCGCAGCAUGAACCGCGAGAAUAUUCCGUUGUGCUGGAGGGAUGCGAAUUCGGGAUUAUCGCUAUUUUUCGCCACUUUGUGCAUCGUUGACAUUUUCGGUGUGUUUCCGAUAAUCGCGCUACCGCGGUCGAUCGUCCAAUGCGGAUUGUACGGGAUUCCUCUGGUGCUCAUUGUCUUCAGUUUACAAAUUUAUACGGCUAUUCUCUUGGGAAGGUCAUGGAUCAUCGCGAGUACUCUGGAUCCACAGAUUUUACGAAAAAAUCGCUAUCCUCUCGCAGCUGUGACAGAAUUGACGAUGGGACCGCGCGCACGAUCUAUUGUCACUCUUCUUUUAGAUCUGACAGUUUUCGGUUGCGGUAUUCCGAAUUUGCUAGUUGCUUCGCAGAACCUGCAUCUAUUCGGGCUCAAAAUAUCGGGACAGCGUUUCGAUUUCUCUUUCUGUUAUUGGCUGCUAAUAGUCGGCGUUUUACUUUGCCCGUUGAUGUGGCUGGGCAGUCCGCGAGAUAUGAAAUGGGUGGCAACGUGCUCCAGUAUCACGGUUACUUUAACAGCGAUAUUAGUAUGGUGGAGCAUCAUAACUGACGAUCGAGCAUCAUCCAACUUUGCGCCAGUAGUCACUUCACCGACAUGGGAUAAAUUUAUUUCCGGGUACGGUAUGCUAGCUUUUCAAUUCGACGUGCAUCCUACUUUGAUGACGAUACAGGUUGAUAUGCGUCAGCCGCGAGACAUCGACAGAGCCAUAUUUUCCUCUUUCUUAACAAGCGGAUCUUUGUUCGCCGUUACCGCUUGCCUAGCUGUGUGGAAGUACGGUGAUAAUACGACGGCCAAUAUUCUUGAAGCUAUGCCAUCGGGAUCAGUUGCCGAUAUCGCUAUUCUAUUAGCCGCUCUUCAAUUAUGUUUUUCCAGUGUAAUCGGUUACUCAGCGCUCUUCCAGCAUCUGGAGGAUCACUGGAACGUGCGAAGAACAUUUGGAUGGAAACGUUGCGCCAUGAGAUCGGCCGUGGUUUUACUUAGUGUGGCCGUGGGUGAAUCGGUAUCACGAUUCGAUAUCGUCAUGGCCCUCAUCGGUGGAUCGUUAACCGGAUCGCUGGUUUUCGUGUUACCCCCUCUAAUAUACAGCCGAGCAUUAAUUUUAAAAGGCAGGUCGAUUCGAGAAUCAACUACCGAAGGAAAAAUCUGUGUGGGUUCUCGCAAGAGAUUCAACAGCGAAGAGCAACGUUCGACAGAUUCCGGAGCUCAUUCGCGUUCUAUCUAUUACGGUUUCUUGAAUGCCACGAAUAAUCCUCACAGAUAUGCAUAUCUAUACUUUGAUGACUUGGACGAAGAGACAAAUUCAUAUUCAAGCGAAUUUGUCGAUUGCUACAAGGACGAAGGAGAGAAAAAGAAUAUCAUCCAAAUUCCGAUGAUUAGCACUCAUCGGGAGGAUCAGCCGCUUCUCAUUGAUGCAGCGGAGCCAACCACAAGUCGAACCACGAAAUCUACAGGCGAUCUGCAACAAGAGAUUGCGGAAAUGACUGCGAACAAGAAAAAGUUAUGGACUCUCGAAAGAAUGAUUAAUUAUCUCGGCUGUUUCAUAAUAACGAUUGGUAUAGCGAUCACGCUAUCUUCGACAUACGUCAACAUUUGGAACACCAUACGUUACGUACGUUUUACACCGCCAUGCAUCAUCAACGCUACAGCAAAUCGAGCCUCUACGUCAUAGCUUAGUUUUAUUAUAUAUACAAUUAAUAAUAUGUUUGU